AUGAAUCCUUUGAUUGUGAAGUUCAACAGGAUCAAUCUUGAGAACUCUUGCUUGAGUGACGUCAAGGACAUUAUCUUUGAUAGGUACAUGGAGGUAAGCAAGCCAGAGAUCGAGGAAUUCAACAAUGCCAACUUAAGGGCCAGAAUUGCUGCUCUUGGACACCUUCUGAAGAGUGCAAUAGAUUGUCUGCCUGCAAGACCUGCACAGAUAAUUAUUUUGUAUGGAGAUGCUCUACAUGUGAUGAUGUGUUUGAGCACCUCGACGCGAUUGAAACCGCAGUAUGUCGCGAUGGACGCUUGA
Guillardia theta CCMP2712 is the source of this 300-nucleotide messenger RNA. RefSeq lists its product as hypothetical. The transcript has a single exon. The coding region runs from base 1 to 300 and encodes 99 amino acids. Lineage: Eukaryota; Cryptophyceae; Pyrenomonadales; Geminigeraceae. The record is from RefSeq and is a predicted model, not a curated record.